This is a messenger RNA of Octopus sinensis (East Asian common octopus), 6228 nucleotides long. RefSeq names its product SWI/SNF complex subunit SMARCC1. Gene Ontology annotation, cellular component: SWI/SNF complex. The transcript is spliced from 24 exons. Gene Ontology annotation, biological process: positive regulation of DNA-templated transcription. Gene Ontology annotation, molecular function: histone binding; DNA binding. The record is from RefSeq and is a predicted model, not a curated record. The coding region runs from base 1159 to 5466 and encodes 1435 amino acids. NCBI's taxonomy places the organism in Eukaryota, Metazoa, Mollusca, Cephalopoda, Octopoda, Octopodidae.
UAAAGGAACUCUGUAGGUCCAUAACUGCUCUCACUACCAAAGUUGUGUUAUCUACUAUUCAGGCGAAUACUGGUAUUCAUCCCAUUCACCAGGGUCGUUCUCGCCGCUCUCACCCAUCUUUCGGUAAAUUUACUGGAAGCCAGCACCUCCCUCUCCACCUUCCUCUCCCACUGGAACUUGAAGAAGUUGAUGAGGGAUUGGCCGAAGAGGAAAACAGCAUGUCAUGUUAACCUAAGACAACGCUAUAGAACACAGUCGUCACACCAUUUGUUACAUCAGAAAGGCAGCGGUAGAAAUGUGGGCGCUAGUUCACAUGUCGCGCAGUCGAUUUUGCCUUUAACCCUCCAGCGUUGAUAGAACAAACACGAAUUAUAUAUUGGGGUUUAUUCGAUCGACCAUACUUAUACGUUUGUGGUCUUAUGGCAUAGAAAGAAGUAAUCAAUAUCAUUAACAGUAGCACCGAAAAGUAAGAGGUAAGUUUCGAUUCCCCGAUGAAACCGAUUUUAUUUUAUUUACACUGCUAAUACCUUUUGAAGAAAGCGCGAACAUCACAACAACCCACCGUCCUUUCCCCCCACAAUAUAGAGCAUUGUGUCGAGUGGAAAAACCAACAAUAUAUAUAUAUUUAUAUAUAUAUAUACAUACACCAUUCUUGUGAAAUCCGUGAAAAAGACUAAUUUAAAUGAUUCAGCCGAUUGUACUUAACAAAAUUGUGCUUCAACCUAUUCAGAUGAAUUUAAUAAACUAACUCCUUUUGUCCAUACCAGACUGUGGGGUGGUGGAUAGAAGUGUGGAAAUCCAAGACAAAGACAUUUUUUUCACCUACGAUUGAACUCAACAUUUUGAUGUAUAUAUGAAGAAAUAUGGUUCGUGAAAACGAUCGGAUAAUAUAGCAAUGGAAAUAUCGAGUAUACAGAAAGAUUCAUAAAUAAUAUGAAUGAUUAUUAGUGUAAUUAAUACUAUAAUUAUAAUUACACAGACUUAGACAUUGAUAACAGGAAGAAUAUAUACGUAUACUGCCGAGUGAACGACUAGGAAUUGUACUGUUUUAUACACCAGUGGAUAGUAGCAGAAAAAUGAAGAAAUUCUAUAUGCUAAAGAAAAUGAUUUAGUUGUUGUGUUGGUCUAACAGCAACUAAUAUACAAGUGACAGCAGAAAUGAGUCAUAUGUAUGUAGAUACGUAUGGGCGGCUGGAAAAACUAGUGCCAUCUUCAACAGUCCGCUGUAGAGAAGAGAAGAUGGCGCUCCAGCGGAAGAAAGACGGUGGGCCUAAUGUGAAGUUUUUUGAGUCUGUUGAAACUAUUGCUAUGUUUGAUUCUGUUCGAACAUGGUUACACAAGAACUGUAAGAAGUCUAUUCAAGCAGAUCCUCCAACAAAUAAGAAUCUCUCCAAUUUGGUCAUACAGCUGCUGCAGUUCCAAGAAGAUGCAUUUGGUAAACAAGAAGUUAAUCCAGCUCUCACUAAACUUCCUAUGAAAUGUUUCCUUGACUUUAAACCAGGUGGGUCUCUGUGUCAUAUCUUUGCUGCUGUUUACAAAUAUAAAAGUGACCAAGGAUGGAGACGCUUCGACUUUCAGUCACCAUCUCGCGUUGACAGAAAUGUUGAAAUGUUUAUGCAAAUUGAGAAAUCACUUGUACAGAAUAAGUGCCUGAUUUUACCCAUCAUAUAUAUCCGACCUGAGGUUGAUAAAUGCCUUAUACCUAAAUUGAAAGACAUUAUCAAAAGGCACCAAGGAGCUAUAAGUGAUAACCCUGAAGAUGCCACCCACAUUGUACAUCCAUUAUCUGGCCAUACAGGUUUGGAUGAUGAGUGGUUCCGGCCUGUAAUGAAGAGAGAUCGCCAUUGUAUAGUUCACUGGUGGUUUUACCCUGAUAGCUAUGAUACCUGGGUGACUGAAGUCAACAUUGAACAAGACCCCGAAGCUCCCUAUUGUCCAAGCGGUCCCUGGGAAAUUAAUGCACGCUGGCUUCUUGAUCUUGAAGAAUUCAAUGAGUGGAUGAAUGAAGAAGAUUAUCUGAAUGAAGAUGAGAUGGAGGGCAGCAAUACUAGGAAGUCAAGACGUCGCAACAUUGUAAAACUCACUGUGGAUGAUAUUAAUCCUAGCAUGGACUCUGAGCGUAGGGACAAAAGGGGUGACAAAAAGGGCAAGAGGAAACGUUCUCCUUCCCCGGUCAUUGAAAAGAGACGUAAAAAGAGCAAUCGUGGACAAGCAGUGACCUCUGGUAAAAAGAAACCUUCUCGCGAAGAUGAAACUGAUGAUUUAACAAAGGAUAUGGAUGAUCCAACCCCUGAGCCCAAUAUCCAAGAAGUUUCCAUAUCAAAGCAGACUACCACAUCUAGAAACUCCAAAGAUAGUGAGCUGCAACCAAUUAAAGGUGGUACUUACAUUGAUCUUGAUGAAGAGCAGGGAGAUAAAGUGAAUUAUGAACGAGAAGAUAGUAAAGGCUCAUGUACCACAUCACCAGCACCUGAUGAAGCUGCAAAGAAAGAAAAGAAAGAAGAAUCUGAAGAUAAUGUUACAGAGCAGACACAUCAGAUCAUCAUUCCUAGCUAUGCUGCUUGGUUUGAUUAUAACAGUAUUCAUGCCAUAGAAAGACGUGCUCUUCCAGAGUUCUUUAACGGCAAAAACAAAUCUAAGAGUCCAGAAAUUUUUAUGGCCUAUCGUAAUUUUAUGAUCGAUACUUAUCGACUGAACCCUCAGGAAUAUCUUACCAGUACUGCAUGUCGACGUAACUUGGCCGGAGAUGUGUGUGCAAUUAUGAGAGUUCAUGCUUUCCUUGAGCAAUGGGGCCUUAUCAAUUAUCAAGUUGAUGCUGAUAAUAGACCGACACCCAUGGGACCUCCUCCAACUUCUCAUUUCCAUAUACUUGCUGAUACUCCAUCAGGACUGCAGCCAGUCAAUCCUGCCAAAACAGUUCAGCCGUCUGCUGCUCAGCAAAUUGUGAACUUCAAUGAUAAAAAUAAAGAAAAAGAUGCUGAUGACAAGAAGGAUAUAUCCAGCUUUGGAUUGAGAACUGACCUGUAUGCAAAGAAAGCAUUGAAGGAUAAAGGUGCAGCUACCAGAACUCGAGAAUGGACUGAUCAAGAAUUACUUCUUUUACUGGAAGCUAUGGAAAUGUAUAAAGAUGACUGGAACAAAGUAGCAGAACAUGUAGGCAGUCGCACGCAGGAUGAAUGUAUUCUGCAGUUUCUCAGAUUGCCUAUUGAAGACCCUUAUUUAGAAGAAGACUUUGGUAACAUGGGACCUUUGGCAUAUCAGCCAAUUCCAUUUUCACAGACUGGCAACCCAGUUAUGUCAACUGUUGCAUUCCUAGCCUCUGUUGUUGAUACAAGAGUUGCUUCAGCGGCAGCAAAAGCAGCUCUAACUGAAUUCAACAAAUUGAAAGAUGAAGUACCACCAGCUCUCACUAAUGCUCAUAUGAAAGUAGUUGAAGAAGCCAUCAAAGAAGGCAAGAAUGUUGAUGCCAAUUUUGGGUUAGACAGAAGUGGUAUUGCAGGCACAACUAAAGAAGAGACAGAUGCUGCUGAAGCAGAGGCACAAGCUGAUGCUCUGAAGCAAACAGAAGAAUCUGCUGUGAAGGAUGACCAUAAAAAAGAGAGAGGAACGACUGAAGAAUCUAUGGAAACUGAUGCUAAUGAAAAAAAAUCUGACAAAAAAGAUGAUGAAGAAUCUGGUCAACAAAGAGGUGGUCCUACAUCUGGAAGUGGUACAACAUUGGCUGCAGAUUCUGCUGAGAAGAUCGACAGUAGUGUUGCAAAACAGCAACAGUCAUGCCCAAAUGCUGGUGACGGGGAUGAUAAAAAUACCAACAAUGGGCUUACUGGUGAUGUUCACAGCAAGAAUGAUGUUGCUGCUAAAGUAGCUACGACCUUUGACCCUAAAGAAAAGGGCAAUGUUAUAACAGCUGCCGCUGCAGCACUUGCAGCUGCUGCAGUAAAAGCAAAGCAUCUGGCUGGAGUAGAGGAGCGUAAAAUCAAAAGCCUGGUUGCUUUGUUAGUUGAAACUCAAAUGAAGAAAUUAGAGAUCAAGUUAAGACAUUUUGAGGAACUUGAAGCAAUCAUGGAUCGAGAAAGAGAAGCAUUGGAAUAUCAACGUCAACAGUUACUCCAAGAACGUCAACAGUUUCAUAUGGACCAAAUAAGAGCUGCUGAAUAUCGUGCCCGACAAAUUGCUGCACAGCAACAUAUGAAUGAACAACGGCAGCAAAAUCAAGGAGCUACAGCAGCAGGGGACCAAGGUAACCAAGGGUCUGGAUCUUCUUCAAACCAGAACACAUCGUCAGCUUCCCAAAACCCUGCAUUAGCUGCUGCAGUUGGUCCUAAUUAUCCACUGCAUGGUUCCCCAAUGCCACCACAAGGUCCUCAAGUCCAUCAGCAUGUACCUCAUGGAUCACCUGCUCCACCUAAUCCAACCAGUCAAACACCAACUCCACAACCUACACAGCCAACACCACCUCAGUCAACACCAGCCGCUUUACCUUCGUCUUCUGCCAGUGUCACCCCAUCUGCUGGUCAGCAAGCCACUUUGGUACCUAAUACUAGCUUCAGCCAUACAACCAAUUUCAAUCCUGCGUCGGCCAACAAUAACAGCAACAACAACAGCAGCAGUAAUAGUAACAGUAGUACCAGUAGUAACUCACAGUCUCAUACAUUUCCUCCACAAACAUCAGGGAAUUCUCAAGGACAGUCACAGCCUGGUCAGUUCUCUCAGAGUGCCAGUGCGGCUGGCCCAGGGGCUGGACCAACACCUAUGAUUCCUCAGCAAAGUGGUCAACCAGCUGGAGGGGCACCACCUGUCUCUACACCUCACCAGUAUCCUCAGGGACCAAUGCCUCCAGGUCAGUCUCCAUAUAUUUCUCAUAGUGGUCCACAAGGCCAGGGUCCAUUUCCUCAACAAGGACCUCCUAAUGCUUCUCAGAGCCAUCCAUUAAUGCCACAACAAGGAUCAGCAAAUACAGGCAACCAACCACCCCAUCCAUAUCCUCCACAACAGGCUAGUCAUACUCAACCGUAUACCCAUACCGGUCAUAGCCAUCCUCACUAUUCUCCACAGCCUGCAGGUAAUACAGGUGGUUAUCCACCAUCAACACAAGCUUCACAGCCACACUAUCCUCAACAGGGUCCUCCACAACAAGGAGGUCAGUAUCCUCCAUACCAUCACCAGGGACCUGCACAACAGAGUCAACACUUCCACCAAGGCCAUCCUCCACAACAAUAUCCACAAGGCUCUUAUUCGCAACAAAAUUACCCUGGAGCGCCACCUGGACAAAACACACAUCCUUACACUCAUGGAUCUGGAAGCCCAUACUCCACUCAAGGUCAUGGUAUGCCUCCACAAGGAACACCAAUACCACCAACUGGACGACAAAUGGCUACAUCAGGUACCCCAGGCGCUGCUACUGCAACAGAUGUUGCUGAUAGUAUGGUGGUCCAAUCUCCUGCUACACCUUCACCUAAACCAUAGAUCUUUAAGCCACACAGUGUUUUCUUUUCGCUCACCUUUUCUCUUUCCAAUCACCUUAGCUUCAUCAUACCACUGUUUUAUUUCUAGAUAUACACUUAUAGUUACUGUCAGCCAUACUAUUAAAAGUUAUGGAACAGCUCUGUUUUGUUAGGAAACUGAUCUAUUUUACUGUCACAGCCAUUCUUCCUACAAGUAGUAGUAAUGAUAUUACUGCUAUUCAUCAUCAUCAUUAUUAUCAUCUUCACUACCAUUAUUAUUAUUAUCAUCAUCAUAAUAUCAUCUGUUUCAUCAUCGUGUCACUCUACUUCUUUCUCUAACAGCUCUGUUUUUCCCAAUACAUCAGUGAUAUCACCUGGAUCACACUGUUUACCCACAGCUGGACUUGUUCACCUCAAUGUCUUGCUGCUGUUUUCAACAGUCAUUAUAAUUUCUCUUAUAAAUUCAUUAUCUAGUGAAAGAACAAAUCAGUCAUCUCAAUCACAUCAUUGUUCAUUUUUUUGUUCCUUUCUUACAUCAACCUGUAUCUAUCUUCCAACACAAUUAACUUACUCUCUUAAUUAACCAUCUUCCUCUUUUGUUUUCAUCUAUUGGUUUUUUUUUUUUAAUUUCAGCUAAAUGUUUACAGAAACAUUUCAGAAAUGUUAAGUGAAUAUUUUCUAGUUAUCACAUUUUGGCCAAUAUUUCAGUCACCUGUAGUUCAUAGAACUUCCAGCAAUAAAAGAUGUCAUCUUUUUAUUAUAUAUUAAACAAAAAAAAAAAAAA